Saccharomyces eubayanus is the source of this 1149-nucleotide messenger RNA. It is a transcript of the gene SAM1, whose product is annotated as methionine adenosyltransferase SAM1. The transcript has a single exon. Gene Ontology annotation, cellular component: cytosol. Lineage: Eukaryota; Fungi; Ascomycota; Saccharomycetes; Saccharomycetales; Saccharomycetaceae. The record is from RefSeq and is a predicted model, not a curated record. Gene Ontology annotation, molecular function: ATP binding; methionine adenosyltransferase activity. The coding region runs from base 1 to 1149 and encodes 382 amino acids. Gene Ontology annotation, biological process: S-adenosylmethionine biosynthetic process.
AUGGCCGGUACAUUUUUAUUCACUUCUGAAUCCGUCGGUGAAGGUCACCCAGACAAGAUCUGUGACCAAGUCUCCGACGCCAUCUUGGACGCUUGUUUGGCCGAGGACCCUCACUCCAGAGUUGCGUGUGAAACCGCUGCUAAGACCGGUAUGAUCAUGGUCUUCGGUGAAAUCACCACCAAGGCGCAACUGGACUACCAGAAGAUCGUCAGAGACACCAUCCAAAAGAUCGGUUACGACGACUCCGCCAAGGGGUUCGACUACAAGACCUGUAACGUUCUUGUCGCCAUCGAACAGCAGUCUCCGGACAUUGCCCAAGGUGUGCACGAAGAGAAGGACCUGGAAGACAUCGGUGCCGGUGACCAAGGUAUCAUGUUUGGCUACGCCACCGAUGAGACCCCAGAAGGUCUACCCUUGACCAUUCUGUUGGCCCACAAGCUGAACAUGGUCAUGGCCGACGCUAGAAGAGACGGCUCCUUGCCAUGGUUGAGACCAGACACCAAGACGCAAGUCACCGUCGAGUACAAGGACGACCACGGCAGAUGGGUCCCACAAAGAAUCGACACCGUCGUCGUUUCCGCCCAACACGCCGAUGACAUCUCCACCGAGGACMUAAGAGCCCAAUUGAAGUCCGAGGUCAUCGAAAAAGUCAUCCCAAGCGACAUGUUGGACGAAAACACCAAGUACUUCAUCCAACCCUCCGGUAGAUUCGUUAUCGGUGGUCCUCAGGGUGAUGCUGGUUUGACCGGUAGAAAAAUCAUCGUCGAUGCCUACGGUGGUGCCUCCUCCGUCGGUGGUGGUGCCUUUUCUGGUAAGGACUACUCCAAGGUCGACCGUUCCGCCGCUUACGCUGCUAGAUGGGUCGCCAAGUCUCUGCUUGCCGCCGGUCUGUGUAAGAGAGUUCAAGUCCAAUUCUCCUACGCCAUCGGUAUUGCCGAGCCAUUGUCCUUGCACGUCGACACCUACGGUACUGCUACCAAGUCCGACGAGGAAAUCAUCGCCAUCAUCAAGAAGAACUUCGACUUGAGACCUGGUGUAUUGGUCAAGGAAUUGGACUUGGCCAGACCAAUCUACUUGCCAACCGCUUCUUACGGUCAUUUCACCAACCAAGAAUACCCAUGGGAAAAGCCAAAGACCUUGAAAUUCUAA